Messenger RNA from Engraulis encrasicolus (European anchovy), 3702 nucleotides. RefSeq names its product family with sequence similarity 174 member B (gene fam174b). Lineage: Eukaryota; Metazoa; Chordata; Actinopteri; Clupeiformes; Engraulidae. The coding region runs from base 285 to 689 and encodes 134 amino acids. The record is from RefSeq and is a predicted model, not a curated record. The transcript is spliced from 3 exons.
CAGGAAGGGGGAGCAGACGCACAAACGCAUUGGUCAUCUGGAGGACGCGCCACUGAAAGCUUGUGACACAUUUCGUUCUCACCACGCCGUUCACUGGAACACACGAAGAUGGGAUUUGCUCUAGUGAAACAUUCGCAUGGAUGCUUCGAGAUGCGCAACUAACCAUGUAUUGCGUCGCAUUAUGGGAAAGAAAAUCAACGCUUCAUUUGUCAACUCCUGUCGGUGAAAUUAUUUAGCUCAUAACUCGCAUUUGUAUAAAAUCGGACUCCCGAGGAAAGACAACGAUGCUGUCAUAUGGCUUUGGCUUAACGCUCCUUAUUGCGGUCGUCUGUGGAGUCCGAGGAGAGCUGCACCACACUCAAGCUCCAGCCGCGCCGCUGAAUUCAACAUCUCUUGAUGAAAAUAAAGCCUUGCAUAAUGUCACAGAGGAUGUCACCGUGGGAUCACGCAUUUCAUCCAUCCUAAAAGAUCUCCCAACACUUAAAAACAUUGUCAUAGUUAUCUGCGUAUUAACCACUUCGCUUAUCACGUGCCUCCUUUUCAAAGUGUACAGAUCUGGAAGGAAGAUCAGAAAGACUCGGAAGUAUGAUAUAAUUACUACACCGGCAGAGAGAGUCGAGAUGGCCCCUCUCAACGAGGAAAACGAGGACGAAGACGACUCCACUCUCUUUGAUGUCAAGUAUAGGUGAAUGAGGUGGAUGUCUGCUUGAAGUCAGUUUGAUGAUGCGACGUGUUGAAUUCCAUGGGACACAGCAAAAGUGAGGAACCCCAAGCCCUCACCCCAAUCCCCCCCCCCCCCCACCCCAACCCAUACAGCCCCCCCGCCUUCCGAUCGAAUCAUUUCCCGUCCUCUCUCGCUGUCGUGAGCCCCACAUCGGAGGAAGGUCAACUCAUCCCGGCAUGUUUCCCAUUCCACAGUUCCAACAACAUAUGCUACGUGGGAGCAGGACCCUCUUCUACUCACUUCAGCACGUCCCUGUUGACAUUCCAAUAAAUAUUCCUUUUGGAACACAUUCACUCACUCUCUCUCUCUCUCUCGCCUAGAGCAAAAUGAUGCCCAAGUCUCCUGUGGGAUUGUGAAUUUCAAAUAACAAGAGAAGUUGCUGUAGUCCCAACAAAGACAGCACGACAGUUUGUUUCCUUAAGUGAAACAUACUCCACUAAUGCACACCAUCUGAUAUCCAGCGCUACAGUAGGAUCUUCCUUCAUCAGUGGAAGGGCCAAUGCUAUUAAUACCAGAGACUGUUGCAUACCAUGUUUCUUUAAAAGCUCUUGGGGAAUGCACUGCUUGGAUCCGGUUGAAUCUGAUCAUACCUGGAGCACAGGGGACGAAGCUGCUGGCAUCUAAUCGUCUUUGCUACUGACAAUCUCAUCUAACCGACAUUCCUACGUCACCAGUGGACUGGCUGUCCCUGCAUCUGGCUGCUCUCGAGAUCAUGGCUACACAUAAAAAGAAAUGAAGCAGAAUUUCCCAUGUGUUUAUGUAAAGAAACUUUAGCUCAUAAACCAAAACAAGUGUAUAGCUACAUUAUUUUCUUAAAUGAUUGAGAGAACAUGUGAAAAGACCACUAUUUAAUAUAUUUUCUUGCUGAGGCAUGUGAAGUCCUUUAAUUUUUUUUGUAGAAAUGAAACAUAUUCAGAAUAUAUUUAGUGAUCGUGUAAAUAUAGGAAACAGUUGUUUUUUUUGUGUGCGCGCAUACUGUACGUGACCUUUAGUUGUUGUCCUUGGCCCGAGUCUCUCCAGACCAGCCUCAUGGCUUCAGUUAGUUCUAUUUGUGCAUAUCAGUUCGCCCCCCAGUCAUAGGGUGUUGGUGGGUCAUGGGGAUAUUCAAAGUAUGUGGCAUUGUGAUGGACCUUGGAACAUUUAGUCUAAGUAGGUGUAGAGGUACAUCUCACUGGGUAUUGAUGUAGGAAAUGAAAGUAGUGUGUGUUCAAAAAUAUCAGUGCUUGCACUUGAAUUAAAGGUCUGUAGGCCCAGGGGUGAGUUAGUUAUGUACAAUCUAUGGGUGUGACAGAAGUGUCUAAAAUGUUGUCCACAGAGUUUGAUGUGGAAUUCUAGAAUGCCAUCAUUGUGGAACAUUCUUUUAUAUAGAGUUGUAAAACUUCCUGAAGUUGUCACCAGACCACACACUUGGAAUUACAGCCCUGCUUUUUAAGAAGCAAAGCAGUAAAAAGAAAAGCUAUUAAAAUCCUGUUGUCGUUUUGAACUAGACAAAAACACUAUGCAGUAUACUACAAAUAUGUUUAAGUGUUUGUUCAGUGUUUUGGCUGUGUUGAUGUUCUGACCUCAUAUGUUCCUGCCCUGUAACGUAUUUGACAGUUUGUAGGCUGCUGUUAGAGGUCAUCUUAUCACUCGAGUUUUAUGUGCACACACACAUACAUACACACACACACACACACACACACACACACACACACAGUAGCAGGUAAAUGGGAAGGGCAUCUGUCUGACCGAUAAAACAGCAGAGCCUUAAUCUAUGAAAACUUGGAGCCAACGAUUAACCAGUAAUGCAAUACCACGGAAUACCGCAGAGUCAGUCAGCCUGUAUGUGUGUGUGUGUGUACCAGACCUCAGGCAGUGCAGACAGACUACAUUGGGAGCCGAAUCACACACUCAUUUGUCUUCUUCGUGCCGUGGGCACUGCCUUGGGAGAUCUCCGGUCAUGUUCUGUGUUGUUGUGUUCUGUGAUAUACUCCAUGGCUAAUGUCUGUGGCAUGUUGCUGGUGUGUAGUUCAUGCAGCUUACAGAGGCAACGGAAAUCAUGUGGCGAGCAGAGCAGAGCAGGGGAGGAGAGGAGAGGAGAGCAGGCCAGUGUGUGGCAAGUGAAGUGCACAUAAUGGUGUUGACUGAAAUGAAAGGCUGCAUUAUCAGUCGGUGUAGAGGGGGGGGGGGAGGUAUAGUCUUUCAGGGGCUCUGGUUUAGAAGAGAUGAGGUGUUGUAUUUUAGAGUUACUAAAUGAGCGGUAAGAGCUCUGUGUUCAGAAUUACUUUUAAUGGUAACUGGAAUCAUCAACCCAUACUGAGAAUGCACUCUUCAGAAUGCUAUUUUACAUAUAUAUUUUAUUGCUAUUUUGUUUUACUUUUAUUUCCAUUUAGAUCUGCUGAUUCAACAUUCCCCCAAUAUGAAGGCCUCUUUUCUAGAACAGAAUCUAUCGAUUUUCACAAACUGAAUUUUGAUUUCGUUUUGCAUUGUAUCACUGUUUUGUUUGAACUUGGUCAGGAACAACCUUGACACACUUCCAACUGCCCCAAACUACCAAUUUAUUAAAUUUAUGGGGGGGAAAAAAUCAUGCCACUUAAAUGUCUUUUUUAAUGUUUUGGAAAAGAGCUCUUCUAUCCACUCCGCUGGUGUUCAUGGUAAUGUAAACCUUGUCAUGUGGAAUACCACAUCUGUUUUGGUUAAUCCAUCAAGAUUGUUGUAUUUUUUUUUGUUUCUUUAAUCUUGAAAUGAGCAUCUGUGAAAAGUCACAUAGUUAUUAUGUGCCACUUUGUUCCUUUUGUGUACGUUACCUUCAAUUUAUGUGGACAUUUUUGUUAAUCAUAUAGUCACCCUUAGCCAUAGAUUCAUUUUGAUAACGCUCAGACAAAGCUAUCAGUGUGCUACAUGAUGCAAUGACUAAAAACUGGAAUUUUAAAGCAUGUGUAUUUCUAUUAUUUAAGAAUUUGAUUUUCAUAAAGAUUGUAAUAAAGUGAUAUUCAUAA